Clupea harengus (Atlantic herring) is the source of this 2384-nucleotide messenger RNA. Its product is annotated as insulin-like growth factor-binding protein 3 receptor. The record is from RefSeq and is a predicted model, not a curated record. NCBI's taxonomy places the organism in Eukaryota, Metazoa, Chordata, Actinopteri, Clupeiformes, Clupeidae.
CAUUCCUCGGUCUCUUUCGCUCCGAUUGAACGUGACGUAGUGUUAGUUUAUUAGCAUAGCCAUUUGAAGAGGAAUAACCAGUUAUUGUCUGGUGCAACUUGCAACACUUUGGAGCCUGAAAUAUGUUCUCAGAUAAACUCCCAAGUGAAAGUUUUAGGAAAGAUCUUCCACCGUGUAUGGACUAACCAUCUUGCCCACAUGUGAGCAUGGGCAAGUGGCAUCCCCUCAGCAACCUACGGAGCUACCUGGAACAUCAUCCCCCUGUAGUUAUAUUUUUCCUGUGUAUGCUCAUGCUGUCUUUGACCUUCAUUGGGGUUGGCUUCUAUACUCAGACCCACGUUGUGAGGAACCCAGACGUGACUCCUGACUGGAACCAGUUUCUGGGGUCCAUAGCCAGUCUGCAGUUCUGUCUGCCUCUAAAUGGAAGUGUUGACGGGGAGCCUGCCUCUCUGCCGAGGGAGAAGGGUAAUGGACAGCCAGAAAACUCUGUGGGCAUUGUCCAGCGGUCUCUGUUGGUGCCAUUGGCGUUCAAAGGGAACACAGCAGGAGAAACACCUAGCAUCCUCAGUACAGCAUUGCUGGGGAGCCAAGUGGGCUUCCAAGGAGCAGCUGGGAAAGAAGCAUUCAACAUGAGCCUGAUCUUCUAUCCUCCGACACAAGCCACUGUGCCCAAAUUUAGCCUGGACAGUUCCUCUGUGGCACCACGUACCUGCCUUCAACUCAGGGCUCCGAAAUCCAUGCUGCCUCAAACCCCGAGUCCACCUGAUUGUCCACUCAAACUGGAUAUGGGUCGUGACCAUUCGAACAUCAGGGUUUUUACAGAACAGAGUGACUCAUCUUUGUUCCACUGCCUCAAACUGGACUUUACCCCUGAUGAUAGUUUGACUGCCUUUCUCUCUCAGGAGGACAAAAACCUGGUAGGGCUACAUUUGCUGUGGGCCAGUGCUACUCUGUUGGCCAUGUGCGGACUACUCUGCUUCAGUGCCAGUCUGGCCUGCUGUAGGUCACGGCGCUAUCAUGGAAAUGAUCUUGGUCUACACAAGGAUAUGUAAUAUGGGUUUUAAUUCCCAGGAGCCACUACUGGAGUCCUGACUCCACUUAUGGUUACAGAAUUUGGAUACAUCAUCCAAGAUAUGGAGUUCAUUCCUGAAAAAGAGAACAAUGAGGAAGAUGGAUGAUGAAACUGAAAACGGAAAAUUCCACCUAGGGAAAUUCCAAAUGUCUGUUUACCAUUCCAUGGCAUUUCGCCAACAUCAGCCUAAGGGGCAACACAAGUUGGGACCAUCUGGACCACAUAUAGCAGAAUUGAGAGGUCCAGCAAUGAUACCAUUUGGGUGUUCUGGCCUGUUUCUGGUUGUCAUGUACUGCAGAAAGAGAAAUCUAGUGUCGGAACUAGUAUCUUCACACACCAUACUGAUUUCAGUUUAAAAUAAAAAAGACUACCUGUGAAAUAAGCCUUACCUGACAGGAAACAUAAAAAAUGCACAUAAAUGUGUGUGUGUUGAAAUGUAAUGGACCAUUUGUGAUUACUGUUAUCAUGUUUUCUGUUUAAAACUUGGUAUGUGGUGUUAUGUAGUUUUGUUAAUCGUUUGUUGUUUGAAUUCUAAUUGUUUGGACAGUAAUUCUGAGCUUUUGUUUUUGUUUGUUUAAACUAAUUUAAAAUAGAUAUUAUCUAAAAGGGGAUCUUAAUCAGGUCAAAAACACAGUGUGGAGCUCUGCUGGACCUGCCAAAGCAGGGAAGACCACACUAUAAUGCUGUAGCUUAUCCCUAUGCUCGCAGCCUUUUCUCAUGGGAACCAUUGUGCUUCUGAUUGAGUGUCUGAUGACGUGGGGCGGGGUUAGAUAAGGCCUUGAGGCUCCAAGCCAAGAGUAGGAGUAAGUGGAAACAAUACCACAGUACAUCUUGAACGGAAUGUUGGAAAACAACUUUUGUAUGAAACUUGAAAUUUCGACUUACUUAGACUCUGGUGGUUUUGAGAGAGUUUGGUACGUAAUACAUGGCAUUGUGUUAUGAAUUCCACAUGGUAUGUGGUUUUGCAUUUCAUUUUGUUCUUUCACGUGGUAAAAAAUAAUAGGCAAACACUGGGUUUGAGAAGCCAGUGUAUAAUACGGAACACAACUGCUAGUGCCAUAAUAUUCUAUAUUCAGAGUUCUUAUCUAAGGUACUGCAGGUAUGUCGAUCUGUGUCCUUAACUUUUGUAAAUUGUGGAUUUCCAAGGACUGCAAUGGUGUGCAUUAGUAAAAAAUAAAUAAAUAAAAACUGAAUAACCAAAGACAUUUAUCCCUAAUGCCUAUCUGAUACACUACUAUAGUAGUAUCAGAUGUCCUCAAUGCAAGACUUGUAUGUUGAAUUACCUGAAUUGAAUAAAAACAUAUCGCAAUAA